Molecule: messenger RNA, 1248 nt
Organism: Clavispora lusitaniae ATCC 42720
Lineage: Eukaryota; Fungi; Ascomycota; Pichiomycetes; Serinales; Metschnikowiaceae
Gene: DUS1
Product: tRNA dihydrouridine synthase
Biological process (GO): tRNA processing
Molecular function (GO): tRNA dihydrouridine synthase activity; flavin adenine dinucleotide binding
Source: RefSeq, a predicted model, not a curated record
AUGACCGCAGAGAAAUUAAAUGGAAGAGCUCUCUUUGAGCAAAUUGGAAGACCCAAAACCAUUGUUGCCCCAAUGGUAGAUCAAUCCGAACUUGCAUGGCGUAUCCUUUCCAGAAGAUACGGAGCCGAACUUUGUUAUACCCCCAUGUUUCAUGCCCGUCUCUUUGCAACAGAAGAAAAAUAUAGAAACAAAAUGUGGUCCGAGUGGGAUGGUGAUAGGGAGAAAGAUCGUCCAUUAGUGGUGCAAUUUUGCGCCAACGACCCAGAAUACCUUUUGCAAGCAGCCAAAUUUGUCGAAGAUAAAUGUGACGCUGUGGAUUUAAAUUUGGGUUGUCCACAAGGAAUCGCCAGAAAGGGGAAUUAUGGUGCGUUUUUGAUGGAUGAUUGGGACUUGGUCUAUAAAUUGAUCCGCAAGCUACAUGACAACUUGAAAUGUCCUGUAACGGCAAAGAUCAGAGUUUAUGAUGACUGGGAAAAAUCUUUGGAAUAUGCUAAAAUGGUUCUUAGUGCAGGUGCCCAAUUCAUCACGAUACAUGGCAGGACGAGGGACAUGAAGGGUCAAGCGACUGGAUUAGCUAACUGGAAGAUUUUGCGCUACUUGAGAGACAAUUUGCCUUCCGACCAAGUUUUUUUUGCCAACGGUAACAUAUUAUAUCCGCUGGAUAUUAACCGCUGCAUUGAUGAAGUUAGUUGUGAUGCGGUGAUGUCGGCGGAAGGUAAUUUGUAUAAUCCAGGUGUGUUCUGGACGAAAGAUGAUGACAAGGAUAAGCAAUUCGCACGGGUAGAUAAAAUGCUUCGAGAGUACUUUGAUAUUGUGAGGACUUGCCCAGGUGAAGCUUCACGGGUGGCGAUGAAGGCCCAUUUCUUCAAGUUAUUGCAUGCGUUUCUUAAUGUCCACAAAGAGUUGCGCCCAAUCAUUGGACAGACUAGCGUAAACGCGGAUUUUUCUGUCUGGGAUGAUAUAGUCAAAAAAGUGGAAGCGAUUGUCGAAGAUAUAUUCGCGCAGCCCAACAUUGCUGAACUAGACGUGAUCACAGAAGGUGAAUUGCAAUCAUGGGGAGGAAAGUACAAAACUAUUCCUUACUGGAGAUGUCAACCUUACUUCCGAACAGUUGACGGUGAAAAGCAAAAUACUCGUGUGCUCAAGGUUGCUGCCAGUGGAGUUGCUGAAGCAAAGAAUGAGAAAAAGCGUCCUGCUGAAGAAAACACGGAGCCAACAAAAAAGAUAGCGGUUGAGCUGGUGCAUUAA